GCAGGCAAUGGACGCGUGUGGGAAACUCACAGGAAAAUAUUCACCGCUAGCCUCCCGCCUUCGCGUUGCGUGUACAAAAGGGGCGUGUGCGUGCGCUAGUGUGUGUGUGGGCCAGGGGGAAUUGAAUAUGUAGUGUUCCUCUUGGGCGCUCAAGGAGUACUUGCUAAAUACUAACGGUUAAAGAAGUGCCUUUAUUAUUUACCGAUUUUCCUGGCUUUACUUUGCAUAACGUUAGCUUAGUCGUCCAAAACAUUCGAUCAAAGUCCACAAGUGUGUUAAGAUACAAUAAUCCAAAUGAAGCGGAAGCGAAGUGAAAUAAUUAUUACAUAAAUUUGUAGUUGAUUAAGAGUCAAGUAUCAAAAUCCCUCUACAAUUAAGGCAUGGGUUUAAGCCUUGAAAAUUUUCCUUUGAGCCGUGCAUGAAAUGCGCCAAAAAUCCUGCAGCUGAGUACGAAGUUCACCUUCGUCGCAUGCAAAAGCAUAUGAAAAAUCGAUACUAGAAGCAUCGCAGUUGCAACGCUCGACGGCCGCUCCCACUUUUCCGCGAGGACUACAGCGCCAAGGACAAAGUCCUUCCUGAGGAAGGAAACUAAGAGAUCGGGAUAGGAGUCCCCUCAAAAUGGUGGAUGCCAAGCCACAGCCACCCACUCCGGGAGCGGUGCCCGGAACGCCGCCGGCUGGGUUUGCCGGCGAGCGAUCGAAAAUCAAACUGUUCAUGGAACGAACGCCCAGCAUCGGGGCCCUCAAGUCCAAGUUCCUCACAGUUCUGGGCAACAGCAACGAGCUCCUCAACGGAAUAUCCAACAAGCUGACUCUGAGUAGCAGCAGCAGCGACUCCGACUACUGCGAUGACGACGAAGACAUUCCCAAGUUUGACGAGUCCAUUGACUACACCAAGAUCGACUUCGAGGGACGCCGGGUGAAGGCACGGCGAGCACACGAGGAAAUCAUCUCGGGACGAUACCGCCAACCCAAUUUGGCGCCUCGUCCCCGACUGGAGCCAUCUCGAGGUCGCCAUGCGGCCAGCAAGCUGGCUGGGCCGCUCCGCUCGAGCUCCGGAUCUUCGAGCAGUUCGAGCAGCAGCGAGGACAGCAGCUCGCUCUCGCUGCCGGAGCACAUGGUGAACCGCUCCCACGAGGUGAGCAGCACCACCCGAUCGGACUCCAUUGAGUCGCGCCACUCCGGCGGAUACGAGAGAGCGCGGGCGAUUGCCGGAGCCCGUCGCAGUGAAAUGGACAUGCAGAGGGACUCGCAGCGGAUCGGCGAGACGGUGGAGUCCCUGACGCCGCACAUCGACGUGCAGCCGCCGACGGAGGGAGGGGGAUGUGGAGCGGGUGGAGCAGGAGGAGCGGGAUCCGCGGGAAGACAGCAGUGGGCGGGCGGGAGCAACUCGAUGCGCCUCCCAUCGCGCAGUCGCGCCUCGAACAGCAGCACUUUGACCAGCCUGCGGGACGAGCCGGAUCAGCUGCUGGCCAGCCCCAGCAUGGAGUCCACCGACUGGCGGCACUUCAUCCGCUCGGAGUCGCAGAACUCGGUGCCCUCGUGGGCCUCCUCGAUCAGCUUGGAUUGUCGAGCGGGCGAGGAGCCGGUGAAGGAGUUCAUGAAGCACUUCACCGCCCUGCUGUUCGGCGGAUCCCCAGGAACCGUCGACCUGGAGCUCAAGUCGGAGUUCGGAGUGCUGCUGCGACUGGAGAUCGGCCGCCUGUGGUUCACCCGCUUCCUCACCGAGCAGCGGCACAAGUCCAAGCGCCUCGAUUCCCUCACCUUCGGCAGCCUGGCCCAGUACUUCGCGUUGGCCCUCUUCGAGUGCAGCGAGUGCGAGGACUACGCUCCGGCGGCGGUCCUCAUGAACCUCUGCUUCCUCUUCUACCACGAGGUGGAGGUGCCCGGGUGCGAUCCCUACCGCGAGUACCUCUUCUCCUCGCUGCGGCAGCAGCCCAUCUGGCAGCAGGCGCGCUUCUGGAACGCCAUCUUCCACGACGCUCUGCAGGCGGAGCGGGAGCACCGGGGUCAGAGCCAAAUGCGGAGGCAGCAGCGCCGCCAGCAGAAGCAGCAGCAGCGCCAGGUAGCCAGCGGAGGAGGGGUAGGGGGAGUGGGAGCAGGAACGGUAGCAGCAGAGGCACCACCUCCCAAGGCUCAUCGAAAACAGGGAGGCGACUCAUCAUCCAGCUCCUCGCACCAGGCGGUCCAAUCCGCCGCUCCAGCGUCCACUGGCUCCGUUCCGGCCAACCGGAGGCAGAGCAAGACCAGCAUCACCCCACAGCAGUCCGCCAGGGAUCAGGAGGACAUUGCAUUUCGACAGCUCGGGGCCUUGACCUGCAACAUGCACUCACUGGGAACUUCCCAAGAAUUGUGCCUCGACUUCCUCAAAAAAAAUGUAGUGGCCCUCAAUCUUUCUAAGGAUAAAGCCAAACUUAUCAGAGACAAUAUUUAUCGAAUGUACCAUGAGACGCAACUUUGGGGAGCCCGCCACACCUGAGCAGUAACAAGUGUAAAAGUACCUAACGAAAUCGUGUUUCAAUCUUCGUCUCAACUAAAGCUAAACUUUUGUCUUAAGUCAGCCGACAACUCCAAGCUAAUCCUAACUUAAAGUAGCAGAUCAAUGAAUUUUUAUCAGAAAUCUGAUGUUUUUACUCGCGUUGUUGUAACCGUAAAGAUAUUAAACAAGUAGGCAUUCUUGUAACUGGGUUUGGUAAGCUCUAAAAUUACAAAAAAAUUUAAACAAAAAUAAAAAUUUUUAUUUUUCUAUUGUUUAUAAAAAAAAUUGUUGUUCUUACCCUUAAAUAGAUUUGAAUGAUUAGCUUUAAAUUUAUAAAGAUCUCGUAGAUGAAUGAAUUGGAUAUGCAUAUCGGAAAUAUGCUUUGAAUCAAAGACAGUUACAAGAAUAUCAUUACUGCAAAAGUUAGGGGACAUUUAAAAAAUACUGAAAGUACAUGUAUCCAUAAAUUGUGAUAAUAAUAUUUUGUGAUUACUUUAUAUAGACCUAAAUAUUUACGUGUACCGAAAUUAUGCAAUGCAAAUAGCUAAAUAUCGCAGUUUAAAUUGUUAGAAAUCAAGAUCAAUAACUAUGCUAUGUAUGUUUAAUAUGUAAGAGAUAAUAUUUCGCAAUUGUUUAAUACAUUCAAAUUAAUAAAAGUCUAACCAAAUUCAA
Drosophila ficusphila is the source of this 3150-nucleotide messenger RNA. RefSeq lists its product as uncharacterized. The record is from RefSeq and is a predicted model, not a curated record. The coding region runs from base 619 to 2478 and encodes 619 amino acids. The transcript has 7 exons. Lineage: Eukaryota; Metazoa; Arthropoda; Insecta; Diptera; Drosophilidae.